AUAUCGGAACCUUGAACGGAGCUUUGUAAACAACUGUUAAAGGUCAAUAGUGACGUCGCGAAUAGAAACAGCGCCUCACGCGACUAAUUUGGUAAAUUUGUACAAUGAACGAAAUCGGACCAUGGCGAGUAACGUGAUAAGAAGAUGUGGUUUAUAUUUCUUCAAGAAGGGUGAUGUGUCUUGCCGCUUUUAUCGUUCUGCCCCGUUGCUGACCGCCCAGGAAGUGGCCACGGCCCUUCGUCCCUUUUACUUUGCCGUGCACCCGGAUCUGUUUUGGCAAUAUCCGAAGGAAAAGGAAAUUAAUGAGAAUUCUUUGAAACAACUGAAUGAGUUUUUGGAAACAUUAAUAAAAAAUCAUCCUAAUUAUCCAACAUGUGUUACCUUCUAUUUAAGAGACACAAAAUCAAAAGCAAAUGUAAUUAACACAGAUAAUUUUAAAUCUGUUAAAAUAAAACUCCUGGGAAGAGAUAUUCACAAAACAGUUCAUGCAAUUUUAUCAGCUUGUCAAUUAUCAACUGAAUACCUGGAUCAAUUGCAUGCAAACAAAAAUAAUAUAAAGUCAUCUAGUUCUGAAAGUCGAAUUGAAUUCAAAGUUGAUUUUAAUGCUGUUAAAGAAUGGAAAAUUCACGACAUAACAUUUAGUGAAGUCAAACAGAAAAUUGAGAAGGAACCAGAGGUUGAUCUUAAGAUUUGGUUAUCACAAAAUAUUUCUAAAGCACAAGAAAAAUUAAAAGCAUCACAACCAAUUAGGGAUGAAGUAAGCAAAUUACGUAAAGAACUUAAAAGUUCAUUAGAACUAAAAAAUCUUUUUUGGAAAUGUGGUUGGGGCAUAUCACAUUUUCGGGGAUGUCUUUUAAGUUUUAGGAGUCUGGCUAUUCAGCAUCCUGAUGAUAUGAAAGUGCUGAAAGGUAGGACACUUGUGUUUGCAUUAGAAACGGGUGUGAGUCUUGAUAGUCAUGUUAUAUUGAGCAGUGAAGAUGUGAGACAUAAUUGGUUAGAUUUAAUUAAAUCAGUACAUCAGUAUGAUAACCUGUUAGCUCAAGCUCCAUCUGUACAAAAAGCAUUAUCUGAUGUCUUGAGGGGAAUUACGAUUAAUCAUCGAGAAUUUCGACAGUCAGUGAUGGUGAAAAAAUACAUGCAACAAUUACAGAAAUUAACUUCAGCUUUGUAUAGAUACUAUUGGAAAAAUGGAUAUCCAGAUUCUUGGCCUGAUCGUUUAAACAAAUUUCAAUUAGCUGUAGAAUGUGAGGCAGGUCCAUUGAUGCUAUCUCCAACAGGCCAGUUUAUUGUUCCUGCAUCUUGCCCUGCAUUCUUAUUGAUAGAUUUUAUUUCUAAACACAUGGAAGAAGCACAACUAAAAAUGGAAGAAUAUAAAAGGUUGAGAAGAGAAGAAUGGAAACUCUACGAUCGCUGCAUGACCGAAUUGGGCCUGGCUUCACUAGACAAGGAUGAUAACGUUACACCUGACCUAAUGGUGCAAUGUUGCAGGAGAUUAUUGGACAGUGGUAUGUCUUCCAUACACUAUUUGAGAAACUGCAGACUCAGAAUAUCACACUAUUAUUCCAUCUUGCAAGACGGAGAGAUGUGCAUCCCAUGGAAUUGGAAGGACGACCAAACACUUUAGUCGAUCAGACCAUAUAUUAGACUUCUGUAAUAUAAUGUAGAAAUGCAUUUUAUUAUAUAUGCUUCACAAUUAUAUUUGGCAAUAAACAUUGCCUUUUUAUCAAACAUUUUGAGAUAAAUUUCACAUUUUUAAUUCCAAGCUUGAAUCUUUGUUAUCCGUUUUAUUCUGUAACGGAUAAGAAUUAUUUUAAGUACAAAUUGGAUAGACUAUUUAUUUGUAUAGAAAUAUUUAUAGUCAAUAAAUAUAUUAAUUUGUUAUUUAGUUCUUUGAAUUUUGUUAAAUUAUAAUGUCAUACCAAAGGUUCACUUAUACAGGAUAAAUCAUAAUAGGUUCUACAAAUACCUAUGUAAAUGAAUGCAUGAAGAUCUCAAAUUCAGAUGUUAUUUGAUAAAAAGCAAAAGAACUUGUUUAUUGUCAUCAUCAUAAUGCCAGGCUGCAACUUUUAAGUUAAAGUAUGAUUAAUCAGGUCACCAGCUCAUUCUCAAGAUUAAAUUUCCAUCUGUCUUGUCCUUUGUUAUAGGUCUGCAAUUUUCAACUUACAGUAAAAUAUACAUGUCAAGACCACACAGAUAAUUUAUACUGCUUCACACAGUGAUA
This is a messenger RNA of Centruroides sculpturatus (bark scorpion), 2221 nucleotides long. Its product is annotated as T-cell activation inhibitor, mitochondrial-like. Lineage: Eukaryota; Metazoa; Arthropoda; Arachnida; Scorpiones; Buthidae. Gene Ontology annotation, cellular component: mitochondrion. The record is from RefSeq and is a predicted model, not a curated record. The coding region runs from base 122 to 1624 and encodes 500 amino acids. The transcript has 9 exons.